AUGCUCACUGGAUUACCUCCGUCGUCGCUGUGCGCCAGACACCUCGAGUGCUGCUCAACUCGCUGUGGACAGGUUGGCGAGCAGGAUUUGAUUUGGAACGUCGGCAGAUUGUUCCUGAUGCGUGACGAUUGCAGUCUGAAGCAGACGCAGUCGUUCACAGAAGAUGCCACGCGCCCUUCUGAGGAGCUUGGGCUUCAGCGACAGAGGCGAGACGUCGAGACUGGGAACUCUGCGCUGGGCGCCAAUCUGGCUCGGCUCAAAACCGGGUCAAGUCUGGCGAGUGAGAUGCCUUUGCUCUUGCCUCGCCUCUGUCGAUCAUCACCCUCGAUGGCUCGGGCGUCGCCGCAACGGCUCGCGCUAACAGAUCAUGGCUUUGUGUUAGCGUCUGGGCAGCAUCUGCGAUUAGUCUCGCUUUCAGGACAGUUGCAGGCCUUGGCUUCUGACGAUGGCCCAGCACACUCGGCGAUGAUUCGAGACUUGCUCGUAGCCCGUACGCACGCGAGUGAAGACAUUCUGAUCACGUCUGCCAGCGACAAGACUGUCAAAUUUUGGUCAUUGCCCGACCUUGCCCUCCUCAAUUCGUGCACUGUCGUCAAACGAUUGAACGGUCUUGCGCUAUCGCCCGGCAGAAGGACGCUCAUCUGUGCGGACAUGCACGGCGAUGUUUACACACUGAGCUUACCUGUCUCCAUCGAAGAGCUCAAGACGAUGUCUCUCAGGCCAGAGGGACCUGUGAUGGGCCACGUGUCCAUGUUGACGUCCUGCUUGCUCAGCUCAGACGGAAAGCAGCUCAUCACAGGCGACCGCGACGCUCAUCUUCGUGUCUCCCGCUUUCCGAAUCCAUACAUCAUCCAGUCUUUCAUCUGGGCUCACACCGCCUAUGUCUCCAGGCUGAUGCUGCUCGACGACCAUACCCUGCUCAGCGCAGGCGGCGACAAUUUUAUCGCCGUCUCAGAUCUCAGGACGGCAUCUGUAUCUCGCAGAGUGGAUGUGACUGCUCUGGCGCAGUAUGCGUCCCCAAAGAUUGCCAAGGAGGCCUCGUUCGCCAUUCCGCGACACUCGAGACGAACCAAGAAGAAUAGGGAGCGGCAGCAAAGCGGCACACCUGCUCUAUCCGACGAGCCGGAGCAAAGCGAAGCUGCAGAUCCCGAGGUAGAGGACGUGGCGCCCCAGAGAGUAGCUAUCAAUCGGCUGUUACGGAUAGGACAAUACGUCGCUGUCGCUUCAGCAGGGAACACUGCGCUGUUGCUGAUACCAUUGACAUCCUUCACAUCUGAAGCGAAAGCAGUACCCAUCGCCUUCGACCUCGCCGUGCCUGUGCUGGACUUGCUUGCUCGGUCUGACAAUGAACUACUAGUCUCUACCCUCUCGCCUGACGCAGAAAGUAUGAGACUACUCAGGAUCGACGACAAAAGGCUGGUGGACGUGUCAGCCUCAUCUGACUGGCUCAGUGAGUUCAGAGCGGCAUCUCGGGUGCAAAAUGCGGCGCACGACGUGAAGGAGCUGUUCCCUGAAUUACAUCUGCUGCUCAAGCAAGAUUACGAUGAUUCAAAUGCCAACGGCGAAGAGGCUGCAGAUGUAGUAUACGAACAGCAGCUCGGAACGAAGCAUGCGGUCGCAACUAAGAGACGAGGGCCAGGCGCGGCGCAGGUCGUCCAUCGUGGUCAGAAAGCCAAACGCCGAAAGAAGAACGCAGAAGCUAGAAGUGAGGCAGCAUCGACUGCUAGUGCGUCUGUAGAGGAUGCAUAGAGAGUGGUGUAUGCUGAGUUGCGUCAACAACAAAUGAACAAGUGAGAAUCUCAAUCGCAAUGGCCAUCCUUCCAGCCGUCUUUCCAUCGUUCGUCUACUUUAUCGCA
Molecule: messenger RNA, 1856 nt
Organism: Mixia osmundae IAM 14324
Lineage: Eukaryota; Fungi; Basidiomycota; Mixiomycetes; Mixiales; Mixiaceae
Exons: 9
Coding region: 1-1749 (582 amino acids)
Biological process (GO): RNA (guanine-N7)-methylation
Cellular component (GO): cytosol; nucleus; tRNA methyltransferase complex
Molecular function (GO): protein binding; tRNA (guanine(46)-N7)-methyltransferase activity
Source: RefSeq, a predicted model, not a curated record